AGGAGGAGACAGGGUGGAAAGUGGGAGGGAAUAGAGAAGCAUGUGUGUAAAGCAUGCAUGUGUGUGUGGCAUGGCUGUGGUUCAGGCUGUUGAAUGAGUGGGCCUUGUGUAGCAGUAUUCCAGCUGCUUCUCUGCCCUAGAGCCACAUGUCAGAGCAGUGUGUGUUUGUGAGUGCAUGCGCACAUGUUUGCAGGAGACGGAACACCGGCCACCGCAACUAGUCACCGGAGAAACUGCACACCAUUGGUAUUUCUCAAACUUAACACAAGCCAUCUUUGUACGCAGACACGUCUGAACUUUCUCCUGUGCGAUGAGAGGAAUGACAGUAUGGAGAGCUCAUUGCUUUCUCUCUCAGAGUUUGUUUCUGGUGGUCCUCCUGAUCCCCCAGCAGGGAAAUGCCCACCCACAGUGCCUGGACUACAAGCCUCCGUUCCAGCCUCCGGAGCCCCUGCUCUUCUGCAAGGAGUAUGCCAAAUUUGGAUGCUGUGACUUAGACAGGGAUAACCAAAUAUCCCAACGCUUCUAUCAGAUCAUGGACUACUUUGACCAUACUGGAUUCAUGGCCUGUGGGAAGUACAUCCGCAGCAUUCUCUGCCAGGAAUGCUCUCCAUAUGCAGCGCAUCUGUACGACGCAGAAGAUGCAAACACCCCGAUGCGGGAGCUUCCCGGCCUGUGCGGAAACUACUGCAAUGAUUUCUGGCUUCAUUGCCGUUACACUCUCAGCCUUCUGAUCAACAACAAUGAAACUUAUGGUAUUGAAGAAGACCAAAGCAAGUUCUGCAAAUAUCUUGAGCUGAAAGAUCCUGAGUACUGUUACCCAAACGUCCUAUCCAACGACGAUCUCAACGCCAACCUGGGAGAUGUGAAGGCGGAUCCUCAAGGCUGCAUACAGUUAUGCCUGGAGGAAGUGGCGAAUGGGCUUCGUAAUCCUGUGGCGAUGGUACAUGCGAAUGACGGCACUCACCGCUUCUUUGUGGCGGAGCAGCUGGGUUACGUGUGGACUUACAUGCCAAAUGGUUCUCGAAUCGACAGGCCGUUUCUGAACUUGACCAGGGCAGUUCUGACCUCACCUUGGGCUGGAGAUGAGCGAGGGUUCCUCUGCCUCGCCCUGCACCCUCGUUUCACAAAGGUGAAAAAGGCCUAUGUCUACUACUCAGUGUCUGUGAAGAAGCAGGAGAAGAUUCGCAUCAGUGAGUUUCUCGUUUCUGAUUCAGACAUGAAUAUGCUGGAUCACUCCUCAGAAAGGACACUUCUAGAAGUUGAUGAGCCUGCAUCAAACCACAAUGGAGGUCAACUGCUGUUCGGGUUGGAUGGAUACCUGUACAUAUUCAUAGGAGAUGGUGGCAAAGCGGGAGACCCUUUUGGAAAGUUUGGAAAUUCUCAAAACAAGUCCACUCUUCUGGGCAAGGUCCUACGAAUUGAUGUAGACAACAAUGAUUAUGGCGCCCCCUACAGUAUCCCAUCAGACAAUCCUUUUGUGGGAGAGUUCGACGCAAGGCCUGAAGUCUAUGCCUACGGCGUGAGGAACAUGUGGAGAUGCUCCAUUGACAGGGGAGAUUCGGUCAGCGGUCAGGGCCGUGGCAGAAUGUUCUGCGGGGAUGUUGGGCAGAAUAAAUAUGAGGAAGUGGAUCUCAUCGAAAAAGGAGGGAACUAUGGAUGGAGGGCAAAAGAGGGCUUUUCUUGUUAUGACAGGAAACUCUGCUUCAACUCGUCACUCAAUGAUAUUCUUCCAAUUUUUGCUUACCCACAUAAAAUUGGCAAGUCUGUAACUGGCGGCUACAUCUACAGAGGCUGCCAAAUGCCCAAUCUUAAUGGUCUGUAUAUCUUUGGGGAUUUUAUGAGCGGGCGACUAAUGUCCCUAAAGGAAAACCCUGAGACUGGGAAAUGGAGUUAUAAGGAAAUUUGUAUGGGCACUGAUAAAACAUGCAGUUUCCCUAAACUGAUAAACAGCUACUACAAGUACAUCAUAUCAUUUGGUGAAGAUGAGGCAGGUGAGCUGUACUUCCUUGCAACAGGAGUGGCCAGUGCCUCAGCCAGAGCAGGAGUAGUGUAUAAGAUAGUGGAUCCAUCAAGGCGGGCUCCUCCAGGAAAAUGCAACUUCAAGCCCACUCCAGUCAACAUAAAGGGCAAGCUGAUUCAUUUCAGUCCUAAAGAAGAGUAUGUAAUUAACAAAAAACCCUCAACAACUCCCAUUCCCAAACCAAAACCGACCAAACCCAGUACGACUCUACGACCACGAGUACCACAAAUGACAACUCGCAGGGUUCCUCUAGCAACCACCAUCCGACCACGCCCUCUCUACACGACCAUGCGGCCCAGACCUCCGUUCCUCACUACCCCUAGACCUGCGUAUUGGACAACGGCACCUAAGACCACUGCAAAAACCCAAACCGGCAGACCGGGCAAACGAGGCCGAGGCAAACCCAGGAGGAAAGGGGAGCGGAGGGGUCGUUCUCGAGCCGGGAGAGCAAGGCUGGUCAGCGCAGAUGGACAGAAGGACCGCGGCCGAGUGGAGAUCUUUGUGCGAGGCGAAUGGGGCACAGUGUGCGAUGACAUGUUUACCAUACAGGCUGCGGAGGUGGUCUGCAGGCAGAUGGGGUUUCCUGUGGCUGUACGAGUGGCUAAGAGAGCGGAACUUGGUGCGGGAGACGUCGGCGUCAGAAUCCUGCUGGACGACGUGGAGUGCGAAGGAACCGAACGGACUCUGCUGCAUUGCAAGCACGCCAAACUAGGCAAAAACAACUGUUCUCAUGACGAGGAUGUAGGGGUGGUUUGUGGCCAUUAUGAACAUGCAGUGGAGUGAAAGACACUGAGUAGAUGUAGGUUGUGAAUGCCACAUGUAUGGAGGCCAAAAUACAUCUCAAAAUGACCAACUAUAAAGUUAUGACAAAUUGGAAAUGUCCCCAUCAAAACCAGAAGAGAAUCAGAAUUGUUUAAUUUUUGAAUGUAGAAUAUUAAAUAUCAAUCUAAACAAUUUAGAUGACAAGAGUUAACUGCUCUAGAACAAAAAUAUGAUUACAGUAACUGCAUUCACAAGUAAUGCUAAUCAAUCAAUCAACAAAACAUUUUAUUGAUGAAUCAUUUUUCACACUGAAUCAAGCACUAUUUACACUGUGGUGUGAGUUGUUGAUCAUCUCACACAACAAAGACAACUAUAUUUACUGUUUUUUUUUUUCCACAUGAGACUUUCCUCAUAAAAAAAUAAAUAAAUGAUUUUAAAAAAAAAAAAUUAUAUCCAUCUAGUAAUCAUGAGAUCAAGGAAAUUUUGAGACUCUCCUUUUCAAACAUAAUUCAGGUUAUUGCUAUGUAAAUAUUGCAUUUUUGUUGCACAUUCAAUUUCUUGUUUAAUUCCAAAUGAUCGUUUUUAAAUUCAAAUGCUGGGCAUUCUUUGUUAUAUUGUAAUAAUAAAAAUGUAAAUAAAGU
Labeo rohita (rohu) is the source of this 3423-nucleotide messenger RNA. Its product is annotated as HHIP-like protein 1. The record is from RefSeq and is a predicted model, not a curated record. NCBI's taxonomy places the organism in Eukaryota, Metazoa, Chordata, Actinopteri, Cypriniformes, Cyprinidae. The transcript has 9 exons. Gene Ontology annotation, cellular component: membrane. The coding region runs from base 311 to 2803 and encodes 830 amino acids.